Molecule: messenger RNA, 5335 nt
Organism: Neurospora tetraspora
Lineage: Eukaryota; Fungi; Ascomycota; Sordariomycetes; Sordariales; Sordariaceae
Product: putative histidine kinase group protein
Exons: 3
Coding region: 1-5106 (1701 amino acids)
Biological process (GO): phosphorelay signal transduction system; phosphorylation
Molecular function (GO): protein binding; phosphorelay sensor kinase activity
Source: RefSeq, a predicted model, not a curated record
AUGCGGAAUGUAUCUGAAAGAGCUCGUGAAUGGGAGACCUUCAGAUUCCUGUCGACAGUCCGGGAUAGCCGUGCCGUGCCCGACCCGGCCCAUACAUCCCCGAGCAAAAGCCUCCGGGCAUCAUCCGAUACCGUCCUAACGGCACUUGCCCAGCUCGGUGUCCUCCAACUGUCGGCGCAACGAGGGGUCCUAUCUCUCUUUGAUCACGAUCUACAACACAUUGCUGCCGAAGCAACACCAACACUGCCGCUUCGACCCUACGCCCGUGAUGAAGUCACCCCUCUCUUUUUGCGCGGACGCGACAUAUCCAGAAGCGAGAUUAUUUGUGAAAAUGUCAUCCGUGAGCAGAGACGGCAUCCCGAGGACCUCAUCGUCUUCGUGAUACCCGACCUGCUGGCUGACCAGCGGUUCGAUCACAUCCAAUCCCUCAUUGGACAGGAACCCUAUCCUCGGUUCUACGCAGGCGUCCCCAUCUGCUCGCCCUCCGGUAUCGUCAUAGGCUUGUUCUCGGUUUUUGACACAAGUCCGCGGCAAAAGCUCGACGAAGUUGAUAUCGACUUUAUGAAAGAUCUAUCUCGGACAAUCUCGCGCCAGUUGGAGGCCCACAGGAAGCAAGCGGUAUUACUCCAGACCGAGCGUAUCCUGAGGGGAGUGGUGAGCUAUUCGGAGGGAAGGGACGACAUUUCCAGCCUAUCGGAGUAUCAUGCAGAAAGAGACACCGUGGACCCGUGCCGGCGGGAUACAUGGGACACAUAUCCAUUUGAUCGCCAUUGCGCACCUCACUUCCCGCACAGCAACGGCUCAACAGCUCCGCAGACACAUAUCAGAGUAUCUGAAAAUGCCAUGGAUGGAACACUGAGCAGCGGCGAGUAUGAGGCUAACCAUAUCAGAAAGCUCUCCCUUCCAGACCACACAACAUUGGACUCACGGUUGAUGGCGGGUGACACCCACAGCAGUGAUAAACCAAUACCAUCGGAUACGCCAACCCAGGGAACCCUGGGUGCCGACGUCCGGUUGUCUGAGAUCAAGAAGAGUUUCGCAAAGGCAUCAAACAUUAUUCGAGAAUCUAUGGAUGCAGCCGGGGUAAUCUUCCUGGAUGCCAACACGAGCCCUUUCCAUUACUGGCAGGACAGUGAUACAAAAACUACAUCAGAUGUACCAACCAGAGCAGCAAGCACCGACUCCAACAAGGUCAAUGGUGUUGCGAAUACUGGAAUCGACUUGGAAGUUAACCCGCACAAACGGCCCUGUGACAUCCUCGGCUUCUCUGAGACACCAGCAGGGACACCCGACGGGACAACGAUAGAUCCCACAGGUCCCUUACGGCAUCCCGGGCCUCACCGCAGCUGGCGGGUUCUCUCAGAGAGCUUCCUUCGCAAGCUACUGCGGCGUUAUCCACGUGGGACCAUCUGGGAAUUCGACGCUGCAGGCAACUUCAUCAGUGCUCCGGAAACCGUACCAAUGCCGUCUCCGCCCUCAUCAACAAGCCCCUCAUGUCCUUGCUCUGACUCGGAAAUCGACGCCGCCGCCAAAAGACAACGACGUGGCCGGCUACGGAGAAAGAAUGGCACAUCAAUGCGAAAGCCACGGAAGAGUGAGUGUGAUACCAUCCACGCAGCAUUCCCCGAGGCUCGAGCAGUAUCGUUCUUUCCCCUGUGGGGGACCCAGAUGCAGCGCUGGUUCGCCGCCGGGCUGGCAUGGACCAGAGAAUCGUUGCGCAACCUCGCGCCGCAGAAUGAACUCGGCUUGUUCAACGCGUUUGGCAAGAAUGUCAUGGCCGAAGUGGCCCGUAUCGAUGCGACGCUUGCCAACCAGGCCAAGUCAGACAUGCUUGGAUUCAUUUCGCACGAGAUGCUGUCGCCAUUGCACGGUAUCCUUGGUGCUGCUGAGCUGUUGCUUGAUACCGACCUCAGCACUUCCCAGACGGAGCUCAUCCACCUCGUCGAGGCUUGUGUCAGGACACUGCUGGACACUGUCGACCAUCUCCUAGAUCAUUCCAAAAUCAACAGUCUAGUGGAGAACACCAAACUCUCCAAUGGCCGACGAGGUUCCUUCCACUCGGACGACCUAGAACACGAUCAAGACCCUGAUUUCAGCGGUCCACCAGGAACAUCCAGGAUGCGAUCUGGCAGCCUAGCAAGCAAACCCUGGCCAUGGGAGCAACCGACCUUGACCCGCUUCUACGAUGUAGACCUCGACGUCAUGCUGGAAGAAGUCGUCGAGUCCCUCUAUGCGGGCCAUUCCUUCCAGCGAUGGUGCAACCAACGUGGUGCCGAUCCAGGUGAUGACAACGUCGCUAUCCAUCUGGAUAUCGACCCUACCGUCAACUGGUCUUACUACGCCCAACCCGGUGCGUUGCGCCGCAUCAUCAUGAACUUAUUCGGCAACGCCCUGAAGUUCACUCGUAAAGGAUUCAUCAACCUCACCCUAACCGCUCAGCCUAUCCCCUCUGAAUCUCGCCCUUCUUUCGCCUCCACAGACCUCGAAGACGAAGCAGAAGACACAGGCAUCGAAACGGACAGCAAGCACUUGAAUGAAAAGAAACGCUCAAACGUAAUAUUCACCGUCUCGGACACGGGCAAGGGAAUCACUCCACGCUUUCUCCGCGAAAAGGCUUUUUCUCCCUUCCAAAAGGAAGACAGUCUCACCCCUGGCCCCGGCCUCGGCCUCUCUAUCGUGAAACAGAUCGUCGACGCCCUCGGUGGGCGUGUCGUCGUUGACUCCCGACCUGGCGAAGGGACGGCGGUUAGAGUGAUCCUACCGCUUCAGCAUUCGAGUUCGGAACCAAGGAGUGAGGAUAGUGAUAUAGCGGAGCAUAGGGAGGCGCUGAGGGGGUUAAGGGUUUGCUUGCUUGGUUUCGACGGGUUGGGAGACGGGGAACCCGAUGACAAUGGGUGGGGUAGGCCGGUCGAUGCAAAGGGGAGGGAAGUACUGAGGGGGAGGAUCAUGGAGAGGAUGUGUAGGGAUUGGCUUGGAUGUCGGGUGGUGACGAACCCGGCGGAGGCGCAGAUGACAAUCUGUAGCGAUCGGUUUGUGUUGGGUAUGUGCACAGAUGAUGGAGCUGGUGACAAGACUGGUGGGAGGAGGUCCGUGUCGAGAAUGUUGGCCGGCCCGUUGGUGGUGGUGUGCGGGAAUGAAGUUGUUGCGCAGAAUUUGUCACUGGCUAGGGGGGAGGCUGCUGCUGGAGGGAAAGGGGAGGCGAGCGUGAUGGAGUUUAUCGGGCAGCCGGUUGGGCCAAGGAAGCUGGCUAAGACACUGAGGAAGUGCCUUCAGAGCCAUCCCGUCCCGCUGAAGGGAAGAGUUAGUGAGAUGGGAGGACAAGCAGAGAACGAGCUACAGUCACGAACCUCAUCCGAGUCUAGCAUCGAUCUGGAUGUUCUGCAGAGGAAGAUGUCCGACCCAGAGGUUUUCCAGAUCGUCAACAAGAAGUCGAGGUUCCUGCCUUAUCUGGCGGAUGAUUUCCGGGAUAACUUGUUUUCGACGAGCAAGGCGACGGCGGCUGCUGCGACAAGGCCUUUGCUGCGGAGAAUCAACAGGACGGUUGGAACGCCUUUGGUUCAGCAGACGUCCGUGGGGAAGGAUGGGAAGGUGGGAGGGGGGGAGAUGGAGGAAGCGGUUACCCCUGGAACGACGCUGCUGCAGAACACGAACCAAGAGACUUCCGUGUCAUCACAGCAAGAGAACAUCAAGAUGCCAGUCACCAGGCCCCCGCUGCCACCACGGUCCCGUACUGGGAAAGAGAAAGUGAACAACAUGAACCUCGGCUUCACUACCGUCUCCGUCUCCGAGGUCUCGUCGCCGUCGCCGUUCGACUCGAUCAUCUCACCACCGGUCUUAACCGAGGCCUUUGCUUCCCCUGAGGAUGAACAGGUGUCGCCUAUGUCGCAUACCAUCAACUCGAUCCUUCCUUUCAGUACCAGUGAUGCCAACACCAGCACCAUCGGCAAUGCUGGCCCUACAAGUGGGUGCAUCGCUGGGGCUGCUGCUGCCGCCGCCACGAACAACACGAUGACAGGCACCGCGGCCGUCCCGGAUGUGUCACCGGCGCCGAAACCGUCCGACCUGCUCGAACCGUUCGAAGCCCAGCGCCAGCAAUCAAUCCUGGUGACCUCCCCUUUGCUAACUGAGGGGCAACCCGCUGAGCUUCAUCUCGAAACACGUCACCUCUCCAAGGCAUCUACCUUCCCUAUUGUCACAACCUCCUCCCCAUCCCAACCUUCCUCCCCUUCUAACCCUCGCCAACCUUCGCGCCCCUCCCAAUCCCUGCUAAACUCUCCCUCUCAACCCCGCAACUCCUCUGCCGGUUUCUCAACAAACCAGGAAGAAAAGGCCUGCCUCCUCGUAGACGACAACCCCAUCAACCUUCACAUCCUCGCUUCAGCGAUGCGCAAGACACAUCGUCCCUUUGCUACUGCCCGCAACGGGCUGGAGGCCGUGGAGAUCUACAAGGAGAGCCCGGGGAGGUAUAAGUGGGUGUUGAUGGAUAUCAGCAUGCCGGUAAUGGAUGGGUUGGAAGCGACGAGGAGGAUUAGGGAGUUUGAGAGGGAGUACCCUGUGCAAAGGAGUAGGAGUUUGGGAAGAAGUCUGACUAAAAGGGGGAGUGCAGCGAACAAGGCGGAUGAGGCAAGGGCCAGAGCUGGGAGUUUGGGUACAGGUAUGGGUGGUGGUGUUGGAGUGCCGGCGGGUGUCGAAGUCGGUGUCGGAGUUGGAUCCGGAGCUGUAGAUGGGAAGAGAGUCAUACAGAGGAAGGUUGGACGGGCAUCUCUCGAUGGAGCGGGGCUUGAGCCGACACCUGCGCCAGCGCCUGUCGGAGGUGAAGAUCGGAGUGAAGGUGUGAGUGCAGGUACAGAUCAGGAAGCGGCGCAGGCGCGGGAACCGAAGGGGGCGGAAGUCAACGGCGAUGACAUGGAUGACGGUGUGACCGAAACAGAUGAGAACAGCACCGAAGGGGAACCUGUCAAGGGCCUGGAGCCCGCAACAGUCGUAGCGCUCACAGGAGUCACGAGCGGGACGAUACAGAAGGAUGCGCUGGCGAGCGGGGUGGAUUUGUUUUUGACAAAGCCGGUUAGAAUGAAGGAUUUGGGGGCGAUUUUGGGGGAUGGUUGAUCAUUUUUCUGGAUGUGAUAGUUUACAGAUGUACGAGCUAGCUGAGGGCGUGGCAUGCACUGGCGUUGUCGGAGUCUUGUAGUAUUAACAUAGGGAGAAGAAGCCCCGGAGGCUUGAGGAAAGGCGUUCACUGGUAAUGCAAUUUGGUUGCAACGUAUAUCAGCAGGCAAUGAAUGUGUGGUCACAAAGAUGACUGACAUCUAUGGUUUGAGGUACUGUGAAGACAUUA